Molecule: messenger RNA, 1116 nt
Organism: Penicillium cataractarum
Lineage: Eukaryota; Fungi; Ascomycota; Eurotiomycetes; Eurotiales; Aspergillaceae
Product: histone chaperone napB
Exons: 3
Coding region: 1-1116 (371 amino acids)
Biological process (GO): nucleosome assembly
Cellular component (GO): chromatin; nucleus
Molecular function (GO): histone binding; chromatin binding
Source: RefSeq, a predicted model, not a curated record
AUGUCCGGUGACGACAAGUCUCUUCUCGAGCGCAUUGAGCUCCCCUCCAUUCCCGAGGAGGCUCGGAGCAAGAUCGGCCAUGUUCAGGAGGCUCUUGAGCGUGCUGAGCUGGAGCAGAUGCGCCAGGCCGUCGCUCUCUUUGCCCCCGCCUACAAGCAGCGCGAGGAGCUCAUCUCUUUGCCCAGCGUCAAGCCCGACUUCUGGGCCCGCGUCUUCGACGGCGCCCCCGCCGAGGUUGCCGAGUAUAUACUGGAGGAUGAUGCUGCCAUCAUUGGUGAGGGCCUCAAGGGCUUGAACGUCGAGCGCUUUGAGGUCGACGCUCAGGGCAAGGGCGAGCCCCGCAGCUUGCGCUUCACCUUCGAGUUCGACCCCAAGGAGAACCCCUACUUCGACAACGCCAAGCUCGUCAAGGAGUUCUACUGGCGCAAGCAGGUCAUCAAGACCUCCAGCGGCAAGCGCCGUGUCUGGGAGGGUCUUGUCUCUGACCCCGUCCGCAUCAACUGGAAGGAUGCUGAGCUUGACCCUACCAAGGGUCUGCUCAACGCUGCCUGUGACCUGUUCGAUGCCGAGAAGAAGGGCGGUGACCGCAAGUCGCUGCCCGAGUACGAGGCUCUCGUCAAGAAGCUCGAGCUUCUCGAGAUUGAGGGUAUGAAGGAGGAUGUCGAUAUGGAUGACGAAGAGGCUGAGCUGCCCGAGGAUGAGGAUGAGAGCCCCGCUGGCGUCAGCUUCUUCUCUUUCUUCGGUUACCGUGGCCGUGCCAUCACUGCCGAGCAGAACAAGGAGGCUGUUAAGGAAGAUGAGGAGCGCUGGGCCAAGAUCUCCAACGGCGAGGAGGUGCCCGAGGAUGACGAGGACGAUGAGGAUGACGAUGAUGAGGAUUUCGAGCUUCUCGUCGAUGACCUCGAGGACGCCGAGAUCUUCACCGAUGGUGAGGACCUCGCCAUUGCCCUUGCCGAGGAUCUCUGGACCAACGCCUUGAAGUAUUACGCUCAAUCGUUCGAGGCUAGCUUCGACUUCGAGGGCAUGGACAUGGAGGAGCUCAUGGGGCCGGAUGAUGAUGAAGAUGAAGAUGAUGAGGGCGAUGACCAGCCCCCCGCCAAGAAGGCUCGCAACUAA